CAUUUAAGUUGGAUUAAAAAGGGGGGCGAUAAUGCACCAUGGCAACGGCCCUCAGAAUGUCCCUCAUCAGCUGCAGAGGGCCAGGACCUUCGCGGGCAGUGAGGAAGAACAGCAGGCCCAUCCAAUGCCACCCCAGUCCCCUGCCACACCUUUCGCGCCGUCAGCGAGCCCCUCCGCACCCCAAUCCCCCACGUACCAAGUCCAGCAGCUGAUGAACAGGAGCCCUGUGCCUGGGCAGAAUGUGAAUAUCACCCUUCAGAAUGUUGGCCCCGUCGUGGGCGGAAACCCCCAGAUUGCUCUCACCCCCUUGCCUCUUCCCAACCCCACCUCGCCUGGGUUUCAGUUCAGCGGGCAGCAGAAGCGCUUUGAGCAUGGAUCACCGUCGUACAUUCAGGUCACCUCACCACUGCCCCAGCAGGUGCAGACCCAGAGCCCCACACAGGCCGCUCCUGGGCCCGGGUCAGGCCUUCCGAGCGUUCGGGCUGGGGCUCCGGGCCCCGGCCUGGGCCUGUGCAGCAGCAGCCCGACCGGGGGCUUUGUGGAUGCCAGUGUGCUGGUGAGACAGAUCAGUCUGAGUCCCUCUGGCGGCGGGCACUUUGUGUUUCAGGAGGGCUCGGGCCGGGCCCAGGUGUCCCAGGGAGCCCAAGUCCAGCUGCAGCACACGGGGACUUCGAUGGCGGUCAGGGAGCGGAGGCUCUCCCAGCCCCAUGCGCAGUCCGGAGGAACCGUCCAUCAUCUGGGACCCCAGAGCCCUGCGGCCGGGGGUGGGGCCGGCCUGCAGCCCCUGGCCAGCCCCAGCCACAUCACCACCGCCAGCCUGCCCCCUCAGAUCAGCAGCAUCAUCCAGGGGCAGCUGAUUCAGCAACAGCAGGUGCUGCAGGGGCCCGCGCUGACCAGACCUCUGCUCUCUGGGGUCGGGGGCGCUGCUGCAUUUGGGAUGACGUCCCCACCGCCCCCCACGAGCCCUUCCCGGACCACAGUGCCUCCGGGCCUCUGUAAUCUCCCUCCCACGUCUGCGGGGAAUGCUGGCGUGAGAAAAGCUCCCAAGAAACUAGAGGAGAUUCCCCCAGCCUCUCAGGAGCUGGCUCAGAUGAGGAAGCAGUGCCUGGACUAUCACCACAAGGAGAUGGAGGCGCUCAGGGAGGCCUUCAAGGAGUACCUGAUCGAACUCUUCUUCCUGCAACACCUGCAAGGAAACAUGAUGGAUUUCUUAGCAUUCAAGAAGAAGCAUUAUGCCCCGCUACAAGCUUAUCUUAGGCAGAAUGAUUUGGACCUGGAGGAGGAAGAGGAGGAGGAGGAGGAAGAGGAAGAAAAGGCUGAGGUUAUCAAUGAUGAGCAACAAGCCCUCACAGGAACCUUGGUCGCCGGGGCUGGAAGUGCAGCAGCCGUGGAGUCGGACCCCUGUAAGAGGAAACAGGCAGGCCCUCCAGCAGAGCAGUCUAAGAGACCUCGGCUUGAAGUGGGUCACCAAGGGGUAGUUUUCCAGCACCCAGGGGUGAAUACAGGAGUCCCUCUUCAGCAGUUAAUGCCGACAGUCCAAGGAGGAAUGCCUCCUGCCCCCCAGGCUGCUCAGCUGGCAGGACAGAAGCAAAGUCAGCAGCAGUACGACCCCUCCACUGGGCCUCCGGUGCAGAAUGCAGCCAGCUUGCACACGCCGCCACCGCAGCUCCCUGGCAGGCUGCCCCCCGCUGGCCUCCCCGCCACGCCCCAUCCAUCCACACUGCAGUUCUCACAGCAGAUGGCAGAGCCGCAGACCCAGCUCCCAGUCCCAGUGAAGACUCAGCAGCCAAAUGCCCAGGUCCCUGCACCGCCUCCCAGCCAGCUUUCCGGCGCUCCUCCACCACCUGCACAGCCAGCCCUGCACAUGCCGAUGCCCGGGAAGGCACACAUGCAGAUCCCGCAGCUUUCCUCCCAGCCCCAGACGGUGGUGCCAACAAGGCCAGCUGUGGAGUCUGCUCAGCCCUCUCAGCGCCCCAUCCCAGCCUCCUCUGCUCCCUUGUCCAUUGCUCCUAGCAGUGUCUCCGGCCCAGGAUCCUCACCUGCCCGUGCCUCCCCUGUGAAUAGACCUGUAGCAACCAGCAAGUCAUUGUCUCCAGUCGCCUCCCGAUCCCCGGGGUCGGCUCUCUCUGCCCCCCCAAAACCACAGAGCCCAGCUCAGAAUACUGGUCCACCCCAAGACACUUCUCAGGAUAAGCUGACAGAACAAAUUGCAUUGGAAAACCAGAUCCACCAGCGCAUUGCAGACCUAAGAAAAGAAGGUUUAUGGUCACUACGGCGACUUCCAAAGCUGCAGGAGUCCCCGCGCCCCAAGUCUCAUUGGGACUACCUACUGGAGGAGAUGCAGUGGAUGGCUGCCGAUUUUGCCCAGGAGCGCCGGUGGAAGAUGGCUGCGGCCAAAAAGCUGGUCAGAACUGUUGCCCGUCAUCAUGAGGAAAAGAAGCUUCGGGAGGAAAGAGGGAAGAAGGAGGAGCAGAACCGUUUAAGACGCAUCGCAGCAUCCACUGCUAGAGAAAUAGAGUAUUUCUGGUCAAAUAUUGAGCAGGUUGUGGAAAUAAAACUACAAGUGGAAUUAGAAGAAAAAAGGAAAAAGGCCUUAAAUCUGCAGAAAGGCUGCAGGCGAGGCAAAGACUCAAGACUGAAGGGACUUGAGACGUUACCGGAGAAUUUUCUGAGCUCAGGGCCGUCAUCGAGGAAGAGGAAAGCCAGUGCUUCCUUAACUGAUGACGAAGUGGAAGACGAGGAGGAGACCAUCGAAGAGCAAGAGGCCAAUGAAGGGGCUGUGGACCAUCAGUCAGAGCUGUCCAACUUAGCCACAGAAGCGGAGCUGCCCUUGAUAGACCUGAUGAAGCUAUAUGAAGGUGCCUUCCUGCCCACCUUCCAGUGGCCCCAGCCUGCUCCCGACAGCGAGGAGUCAAGUGAAGAGGAAGAUGUGGAAGACUACCCUGGGGACCCGGGUGUCCACAAGGAUGUGGUCCUCAUCGACUCGCUGUUCAUCAUGGACCAGUUUAAAGCUGCAGAGAGAAUGCACAUCGGGAAGCCACACACGAAGGACAUUGCCGAAGUGACAGCUGUGGCUGAAGCCAUCCUGCCCAAGGGCAGUGCUCGCAUCAGCAGCUCGGUGAAGUUGAGCACCCCAUCUCUGAUCUAUGGUGUACUCAGAGAUUAUCAGAAGAUUGGCCUCGACUGGCUGGCAAAACUCUACCGGAAGAACCUCAACGGCAUCCUGGCAGAUGAGGCUGGACUUGGUAAAACAGUGCAGAUCAUCGCUUUCUUUGCCCACUUGGCUUGCAAUGAAGGCAAUUGGGGCCCUCACCUUGUAGUGGUGAGAAGCUGCAACAUGCUCAAGUGGGAGCUCGAGCUGAAGCGCUGGUGUCCUGGGCUCAAAACCCUCCUUUACGUCGGCAGCCAGAGAGAGCUCCGAGCAAAGAGACAGGAGUGGGCUGAGCCUGGCCGCUGCAAUGUCUGCCUCACGUCCUACAAGCAGUUCUUCCGGGGCUACAGCGCCUUCCUGCGGGCACGCUGGCGAUGCCUUGUCAUUGAUGAGAUGCAGCGCGUGAAGGGCAUGAGUGAAAGGCACUGGGAAGCUGUGUUCUCGCUGCGCAGCCAGCAGCGCCUGCUGCUCAUUGACGCGCCCCUGCAUAAUACUUUCCUGGAGCUGUGGACCAUGGUGCACUUCCUCAUCCCUGGCAUCUCCAGGCCGUACUCGCACUUCCCGUUGAAGGCCCCCAGUGAGGAGAACCAGGAUUACUACCACAAAGUGGUCAUCCGCCUUCACAGGGUGACACAGCCAUUUAUUUUGAGGAGGACGAAGAGAGAUGUGGAAAAGCAACUGACAAAGAAGUACGAGCAUGUGCUGAAGUGCCGCCUCUCCAAUCGGCAGAAAGCUCUGUACGAGGACGUCAUCCUGCAGCCCGGCACCCAGGAGGCUCUGAAGAGCGGGCACUUUGUGGAUGUACUGAGCAUCCUCCUGAGACUACAGCGCAUCUGCAACCAUCCGGGGCUGGUGGAGCCCCGGCUUCCAGAGUCAUCCUACACAGCAGAGCCGCUGCAGCUCCACUCGGCAUCCCUAGUCUUGAAAGCACUGGAUGGAGAUGCCUGGGAGGAAGCUGAUCUUUCCAUAUUUGACCUCCUUGGCUUAGAGAAUAAAAUGACCCGCCAUGAGGCCGAGUUGCUAGGCAGGAAAAAGGCGACACGGAAACUCCUAGAGGAACUCUCCACCACGCCAGUCCCAGCUCCCCGACCAGCCACUCUCAGACUGAAACCCAGCAGGUUGUUUCAGCCUGUGCAGUACGGCCAGAAGCCCGAGGGGCGCACGGUGGCUUUCCCUAGUACACAUCCACCCCGUACUGCCACCUCCACUGCAGCUUCUGCCGUGCCCCAGAGCCAUGUGCGAGGGCGGCCGCCAAUUGCCACGUUCUCUGCCAAUCCAGAUGCAAAAGCGGCAGCCGCCCCGUUUCAGACCUCUCAGGCUUCCACCAGUGCUCCAAGACACCAGCCCGCCUCGACCUUCAGCACAGCACCUAGCCCAGCCCAUCCAGUGAAACUCCGGGCUCAGACCACUGCCCUGGCCUCCGGCCCUGGCCCGCCCCAGCCCCAGCCCCAGGCCCCUCACCCAGCCGGGCAGAGUGCCCUGCCGCAGGGGCUGGUGCUCACCUCGCAGGCCCAGGCGCGCCUGCCGAGUGGUGAAGUUGUCAAGAUAGCCCAACUGGCUUCCCUGUCUGGGCCACCGAGUCGAGUUGCACAGCCGGAGACCCCUGUGACGCUGCAGUUCCAAGGGAACAAGUUCACCCUGUCCCACAGCCAGCUGCGGCAGCUCACUGCUGGUCAACCACUACAGUUACAAGGCAGCGUCCUCCAGAUUGUGUCUGCUCCAGGACAGACAUACCUGCGCCCUCCAGGCCCUGUGGUGAUGCAGACUGUGUCUCAGGCAGGCACCCUGACUGCCCUGGGAAGCAAGCCACCAGCUUCCGGACCUGCGCCCCUGGCCUCCCAAGUUGGGGUUCCUGGUCGAGCAAUAGCUAACCCCCUGGCCGCAGGAGAACCAGGGAUGGCCCCGAAGCCAGCGUCUCCCAUUGGAGGGCCCAGCCAGGAGGAGAAGACUCGGCUCCUGAAAGAGCGCCUGGACCAGAUCUACCUCGUCAACGAGCAGCGCUGCUCCCGAGCCCCCAUCUAUGGCCGGGAUCUGCUAAGCCUCUGCUCCCUGGGAGGCAGGGGAAAGGCUGCCUGGCUCCAGGGCUGGGCGGCUGAGUCCACAACCCCCUCACAGAGCCAGAGAGACUUGAUUCAGACACUGGCCCAGCGGCAAGAGACUCUCCAGGACAUCAUGGACAGGGUGGUGUGCGUGAUCCCUGCAGUGGUGGCCACACCCCCAUCUUUAUGGGUAGCGAGGCCACCCUCCCUCUACAGUCAUAGACUGAGGCUCUUUCGGCACCGUCUAAAGGAGCACAUGGCACCCUAUGCCCAGCAGCUCCAGCAAAUGACAGCCCUGCGCUCGCUACAGUUCCCUGAGCUGCGCCUAGUCCAGUUUGACUCAGGAAAGCUGGAAGCACUGGCCCUCCUGCUGCAGAAGCUGAAGUCCGAAGGGCGCCGUGUACUGAUCUUGUCCCAGAUGGUGCUCAUGUUGGACAUCUUAGAGACGUUCCUGAAUUUCCAUUACCUCACCUACAUACGGAUCGAUGAGAAUGCCAAUAGUGAGCAGCGGCAGGAGCUCGUGAGGAGCUUCAACAGAGACCGGAGGAUCUUCUGUGCCAUCCUCUCCACCCAUAGCCGCACCACUGGCGUCAGCCUGGUGGAAGCCGACGCUGUGGUGUUCUAUGACAAUGACCUCAAUCCUGUGAUGGACGCCAAGGCCCAGGAGUGGUGUGACCGGAUUGGAAGGCGCAAAGAUGUGCACAUUUAUAGGCUGGUGAGUGGCAAUUCCAUUGAAGAGAAACUGUUGAAAAAUGGAACCAAAGAUCUAAUCCGUGAAGUGGCCGCUCAGGGCAACGACUACUCCAUGGCGUUCCUCACACAGCGAACGAUUCAGGAGCUGUUUGAGGUUUAUUCUCCCGUGGACGACACUGGCUUCCCUGUGAAGGCCGAGGAGUUUGUCGUUCUUUCCCAGGAGCCGUCGGUCACAGAGACCAUCGCACCCAAGAUUGCCAGACCCUUCAUCGAGGCUCUCAAGAGCAUCGAGUACUUGGAGGAAGACACACUGAGACCAAUGGAGGAGGCAGACCCUGGGGGACCUGGCAGGGGGACCGAGGAGCCCUCACACUGGGGGGAGCUUGCAGACUUCAUGGAGCAGCUUACUCCGAUAGAAAAGUAUGCCUUGAAUUACCUGGAAUUUUUCCACACCUCCAUCGAGGACGAGAAGGAGAUGAGCAGGGAGGGCGUAGUGCCGGCUGCCAUGCAGGAGUGGGAGGCCCAGAAUUCCAGGAACCUGCAGGAGCAGGAGGCCAGGGCGCAGCGGGAACAGGAGCAGGACGAACUGCUCACCUAUACCCGGGAAGAUGCCUACAGUGUGGAGUACAUCUGUGAGGGUGCUGACGGACAGACUGAAGUCAUGCCGCUCUGGACCCCGCCCACACCACCACAGGAUGACAACGACAUCUACAUUGAUUCAGUCAUGUGCCUCAUGUAUGAGACCACACUCAUCCCUGAGUCCAAGCUGCCGCCCGUGUACGUGAGGAAGGAGCGCAAGCGACACAAAACAGACCCCUCAGCUGCAGGAAGGAAGAAGAAGCAACGCCACGGGGAGGCCGUCGUGCCACCUCGGUCCCUGUUUGACCGCGCCACUCCAGGCAUGUUGAAGAUCCGGCGAGAGGGCAAGGAGCAAAAGAAGAACAUCCUGUUGAAGCAGCAAACCCAGUUUGCCAAGCCGCUGCCUACUUUUGCCAAACCUACGGCGGAGUCUGGGGCAGACAACCCCGAGUGGCUCAUCAGCGAGGACUGGGCGCUACUGCAGGCCGUAAAGCAACUUCUUGAGCUGCCUCUGAACCUCACUAUCGUGUCACCGGCCCACACACCCAACUGGGACCUGGUCAGCGACGUGGUUAACUCCUGCAGCCGCAUCUACCGCUCCUCCAAGCAGUGUCGCAAUCGCUAUGAGAACGUGCUCAUCCCCAGGGAGGAGGGCAAGAGCAAGAACAAUCGUCCCCUGCGCACGGGUCAGAUGUACGCUCAGGACGACAAUGCCACGCACACUCAGCUCUACACCAGCCACUUCGACCUCAUGAAGAUGACGGCUGGGAAAAGAAGCCCCCCCAUCAAGCCUCUGCUCGGCAUGAACCCCUUUCAGAAGAACCCCAAACAUGCCUCGGUGCUGGCAGAGAGUGGCAUCAACUAUGACAAGCCGCUGCCUCCCAUUCAGGUGGCCUCUCUCCGUGCUGAACGCAUCGCCAAAGAGAAAAAGGCACUGGCUGAUCAGCAGAAAGCACAGCAACCCCCUGUGGCACAACCCCCUCCACCCCCGCCACCCCAGCCUCAGCCUCCACCUCCCCAACAGCCAACUCAGCCUUUACCCCAACCCCAGGCCACGGGCAAUCAGCAGCCCGCAGGGCCACCCACCAUCCAGCAGCAGCAGCAGGCCCAGGCCCAGCCCCCGGGGCCACCCCCACAGACCCCAGCCAAGGGGCCACCAGCCGUCAGCACAGUGGGUAGCGCCGCCGUAUUGGCGGGAGCCCUGAAGACAUCAGUCACUGGGACAAGCAUGCCUGCUGGCACCGUGAGUGGGAAUGUGAUCGUGAACACCAUUGCGGGUGUCCCCGCAGCCACUUUCCAGUCCAUCAACAAGCGACUCGCCUCGCCUGUGGCACCUGGGACCCUGACUACCUCCGGAGGCUCUGCGCCUGCCCAAGUGGUCCACACCCAGCCACGAGCUGUUGGUUCCUCGGCCACGCCCACACCCGACUUGGUUUCACUGGCACCAACUCAGGGUGUUCGAGCAGUCACCUCGGUGACUGCCUCAGCCGUGGUCACCACCAGCCUGACUCCCGUACAGACCCCAACAAGGUCUUUGGUCACUCAGGUAUCCCAAGCCACAGGAGUGCAGCUUCCUGGAAAGACCAUCACCCCCGCGCACUUCCAGCUCCUCCGGCAGCAGCAGCAACAGCAACAGCAGCAGCAACAACAGCAGCAGCAGCAGCAGCAACAGCAACAGCAGCAGCAGCAACAGCAGCAGCAAACAUCACAGGUGCAGGUUCCUCAGAUCCAGGGCCAGGCCCAGUCUCCCGCACAGAUCAAAGCUGUCGGCAAGCUGACCCCGGAACAUCUGAUCAAAAUGCAGAAGCAGAAACUGCAACUGCCCCAGCAGGCCCCCCCACCGCAGGCCCCGCCAGGACCCCCACCGCCGACGGCUCAAGUGCAGGUGCAGCCCCCGCAGCCCCCGCAGCCGCAGACCCCCCAGCUGACCACGGUCACAGCCCCGAGGCCUGGAGCCCUGCUCACAGGCACCACCGUGGCCAACCUCCAGGUGGCCCGGCUAACCCGGGUUCCCACCUCCCAGCUGCAGGCACAAGGGCAGAUGCAAGCCUCGGCACCCCAGCCCGCUCAGGUGGCCUUGGCGAAGCCACCUGUGGUGUCUGUCCCUGCGGCAGUGGUGUCCUCUCCAGGUGUCACGACGCUGCCCAUGAACGUUGCUGGCAUCAGUGUGGCCAUCGGGCAGCCACAGAAAGCCACAGGUCAGACUGUCGUAGCCCAGCCUGUUCAUGUCCAGCAGUUGCUGAAGCUCAAGCAACAAGCUGUGCAGCAGCAGCAGAAGGCCAUCCAGCCACAGGCCACAGCCAGCCCCGCUGCUGUCCAGCAGAAGAUCACAGCACAGCAGAUCGCAGCUCAGGGCCAGCCACAGAAGGUCACGUACGCCACCCAGCCCGCCCUGAAGACCCAGUUCCUUACCACACCCAUCUCCCAGGCCCAGAAGCUGACCAGUUCUCCACAGGUGCAGACCCAGAUCCAGGUUGCAAAGCUCCCUCAAGUCGUCCAGCAGCAGAGCCCAGUGACCAGCAUCCAGCAGGUGGCCUCUGCCUCCCAACAGGCUUCCCCACAGACUGUGACACUCACGCAGGCAACAGCAGCCGGCCAGCAGGUGCAGGUGAUCCCUGCAGUGACGGCCACUGCACAGGUGGUCCAGCAGAAGCUCAUGCAGCAGCAGGUUGUCACAACGGCAGCAGCCCAGCUCCAAAGUCCUGGAGUCCCUGCCCCUACACCGGUGCCAACAUCCGACAGCCCCAGCCAGCAGCCCAAGUUACAGAUGCGCGUCCCCGCUGUCCGGCUCAAGACUCCCACCAAGCCUCCAUGCCCUUAGUCAGCACAGUGAGCCGGGGAACUCAGCACCAUUCAGCUUCUGGCCAACCCCAGGCGCCGUGGCAUGGGAGAGGCAUGGCGCUGGAGACUAGGAAUCAUGUCCGUCCUGUCCAAGCGCCUUCACGGUGGA
This is a messenger RNA of Suncus etruscus (white-toothed pygmy shrew), 9412 nucleotides long. RefSeq names its product E1A binding protein p400 (gene EP400). The record is from RefSeq and is a predicted model, not a curated record. Lineage: Eukaryota; Metazoa; Chordata; Mammalia; Eulipotyphla; Soricidae. Gene Ontology annotation, molecular function: ATP-dependent chromatin remodeler activity; ATP binding. The transcript is spliced from 52 exons. Bases 32 to 9283 code for a protein of 3083 amino acids.